This is a messenger RNA of Aspergillus chevalieri, 1242 nucleotides long. RefSeq lists its product as uncharacterized. The record is from RefSeq and is a predicted model, not a curated record. The transcript has 3 exons. Lineage: Eukaryota; Fungi; Ascomycota; Eurotiomycetes; Eurotiales; Aspergillaceae. The coding region runs from base 1 to 1242 and encodes 413 amino acids.
AUGUCCAACGGGCAGACAACAUCAAUCGAACAGGACCAGAUUCAAUACUGGCCUGAAUCGUUCUCCAUCCACCAGAAUCAGCAGAAGUUUCCUUCUUCGCCUCUUCCAAAUGAGAAUACCCUCGCCCACCCUGUGCCAAGGUCGUUGUACUUGGCCAAUAGCAACUUUUCUUCCUUCGAAGAGUCGGCCUAUCCAAAGCGCGAGGGCUCUUCCCCUUUGACGCCUUUGACGGGCUCAAGUCACAGCGCAGAGGAUCUGAGCUUCUUGCACGCACAAAGCUCCCCCAAUAGCUCCGUAACGACGUUUGAUGAGCCUUGCUUUACACCAAUGUCAAGCACAUUCGGCACCAUGAAUCCUGCCUCGUGGUCUUCAUCAUCGUUAUCCUCAGCUUCGUCGACCUCUUCCUCUUCUUCGGCGCAGCACUACCAUCAACAGACAGAUGCAGCAACAAUGGGAACCUGGCCCAAUGUCCCUUACUACCUACCACCAUCCAAUCAGUGCUUGCUUCCAACUAUCGACACAACGUGGGAAGUGGCCCAGCCUACAAACGAGGAAAUGAUGAUGUUCAACGGACUUCCGUGGCUGGAUUUCAACACGGACGAGGCUCCCGCGUUCUUUACCAGUCCAGUACCUGAGAUUACCGAGCAUAAAGCGUCCACCUACCCUUCAUUCACUCACCAGCACCAGAACAUUCAACCUCAAUCACUUCAGCCCCAACUCCAAUCUCAGUUCUACACCACGACCCCAGCUACUACCAUCCCAGUUGCACCCCGAGCAGCCGCACCAACUCCUUCUAACACCCGCAAUGCGUUCUUAAUAGACUGCAAGCGGCAUGGAUUGUCCUACAAGGACAUCAAGCGACUUGGUGGUUUCAAAGAGGCAGAGUCAACCCUGCGGGGACGUUUCCGUACUUUGACGAAAACGAAGGAACAACGUGUCCGUAAACCGCAGUGGGAGGAGAGAGAUGUCCGCUUGCUUUGCGAAGCCGUCCACGUCCUCUCUUCUGAAAGGGAGCGUCACACAUACCGGCGGAGUUUCAAGCAGAACUCUCUCUGUCGAGGACAAGGGUGUGGCUGUACUGCUCGCUGCCAUACUACAGGUGAAAGCACAGACAGUGGAGUGCCGAAGGUGUCGUGGAAGAAAGUGGCAGGGUACAUCUGGCUGCAUGGUGGCUCGUAUCAUUUUGGCAAUGCCACAUGCAAGAAGAAGUGGGCAGAACUCCACAAAAUUAACUUGAAAUGA